GUCGAGCCAGACAGGGCGGGGCUGAAAGAUUACCUCAACGUGGUGAAAGUCCCCAUGGACCUGGGGACUGUUCUCAACAAGAUACUCGCUAACGAGUAUGAAUCGCACGGGUCUGCAAUGCGGGAUAUUCGACAGGUUUGGUCCAAUGCAAGGCUCUAUCACGGGAAGGGGGCUCCUGUAACGAAGGCAGCCGAUCACCUGGAAACGACCUUU
Guillardia theta CCMP2712 is the source of this 213-nucleotide messenger RNA. RefSeq lists its product as hypothetical. The transcript has a single exon. The annotation marks the transcript as partial. Gene Ontology annotation, molecular function: protein binding. The record is from RefSeq and is a predicted model, not a curated record. NCBI's taxonomy places the organism in Eukaryota, Cryptophyceae, Pyrenomonadales, Geminigeraceae.